GCUUCUGUUGCUGGGUUACGCUGUAUACAGAGCCCGGCUUCGGCUUCGUGUCUCUGCUCCGCAGUCCAGUCCGGGCGGUCCCUGCUCUCCUCCUUGUCCUCCCACAGGCACUCUUGCUGCCGAGCAGUGGAUCAGAAAUGCCUUCCUUAGCAGGGCUGAUUCAGCCUCAAGCUAGUCACCACAUCCCAGAGCUGAGCGCAUUGCCCUGAGGACGGAAAGCAUCCGGCUCUGUGGAGGCCCCACCACCCCUGUGAAGCAGGAACUGAACCAGGAAGAAAGGCCGUCGUUCUUUUUGCAAGGCAACUACCUCUGCAACAAGCAUAUUGCAAGAGAGAGUCCUGUGCAAGGUCUGUUAUCACUAUGCAUUCCCGAGCGUACGUGUUGCUGGAAAGAGAACACCAGGAAUGGAAAGAAGCCAACGUUUUUGGCAUCUUUGCUGCUCCUAUUAAUGAUAACCUGCUAGAAUGGUUAGCUGAAGUCCAAGGGCUCAAGGACUCCCUCUGGGAAGGGGCUGUUCUCCAGCUCACCUUAAAGUAUUCUGAAAGGUACAACAGUGUCCCUCCAAGUGUUUCAUUCAACACCUUUCCGUUUCACCCCAAUGGUAAAGGUCACAGGAGGUGCUGUCUGAUGGAUCAACGUUCUGGGAAGCCUUGUAUAGACUUCCUAGACGACCCUAACAAGUGGAAUCGGAAAUUAACAAUGUGUGACAUUUUACUUAGUAUCCAGGUGAUGCUUUCUAAUCCAGUACUGGAAAAUGCUGUGAAUACAGAAGCAGCAGAAAUGCUGAAAAAUAACUUAGCAUUGUAUAGACAAAUGGUUAUCCAGUGUGUUAGCACCAGCCAACGCCUAGAAGAACUUCUUAGAGCUGAGAAUGAUUCUAUUUCUUCCAUGCAGUUUUAUCCGUCAUCAGAAGCAUCUUCUCUAGGCUGUAUCAGUUACAGAAGGAUUACAAGCAUUUCAUUUGAAGAUUACCACAGGACAUGGUCUGGAAUAGCCACAUCAAAAGCAAAAGAAUAUUUUAAAGCUCCAUUGUUUGAAGAUCCAGUCUUCACAGGGAAUUACUACAGCUGGAAGGAAAGAAAUUUGAUAGAAGCAGGCGGAUGGGAUGAGAAUAUAUAUAGAACAAUUAUGUCUCAGCUCAUCAGGAGGCAAAGGAAACAAAAAAAUGAAAGUUUGCUCAAUAUGAGCAAAGAGAAACAGGACAACUAUCAACUCUGGCAAGCAACAGAUAUGCUAGAUCCAAUACCAAAAAGUCAAGCUACAGGUAGAGAGAGACCCAUUGCCCAGGAAAAAGAGCCGUGGGAAGAGGAAGUGGACAAUCUAGUAGCCUGGACUAACACUCUCUCCACCAAAGGAUUAGAGGACUAAACUACAAGAUCUCAUAUACAAACCAGAAACUUUUAUUUUGAUAGGUGGUUAAAAACAAAUACAUUUACGUCAGUCCUAUGGGGAAAAUCCUAGACCUAUCACUCAGCCCUUUUUCAGGCAAAACUCCUGUGAGCUUUAGGUGAGCAAAGGUGAGUAAAACAUGCAGAAGGAUAUUUUUCACAUCUGUGCACACUCAGUUCCUUCACCCAUUCUCCUUUGUCUUCAGUGGGUUUGCAAAACUCUGAUUGGUGUCUCAGGUGCUACUACACAAGAUGGAAAAGAUGUGCUAGCCUCUGCAGGACUUAGACCAGAAAACAACAACAAAAAAACCCGACUGGAUUAGUUGCUAUAGAUAACUGGUGACCCUGGAUGCACACAGGGCUUGCUUAUACUGCUGCAGCAGCCAGAUCCAGGGAGGAUGGCACUGAGCACUCCCCAUCCACCCAAGUGCAGGCAUAUGCUGCCCUGACUUGUCUGUGGGGCUGUGGGAACUAUUGCAACUAUAAAUAUUCUAAUAGUUGCGCAAUGUAUAAGGGAAACCAUAGAUCUGAGGAUUGCACUGAGGAAUACAAAUAUUCAGUGUAGGAAUCAGUUAGAAAACUCAGCUGUAUGAAUACCGUUUGAGAAUAUGUGUCUAAUCCUGAUACUUAAAGAUGGGAAAGAUCCACCAGUAUCAGAAUGUCAUAUCCAUCACACUUAAAACAUAGUUGCCCACUAGAAUGUACGAUAGCUGUUGAACCUACAUCACUAUGUAUCUACAUAGGAGGUAGCAUGAACUGAAAGCAAGAAAUGGGUGCCAGGAUCAUAGGAAAACCCAAGUAAAAUAUCUGUUCCACCACAAGCAGAGUCUGAGACUCUCUCUGUAAACUGUAGCUGUGAGAAUAAAUACAUCGGUGAUUGAAAGACGUUUGAGUUACUGGGAUGAUAGGUAAAUACCUAAGUACCUAACAGUGCACUGAACCUGGGGUCAGUUGAGCUGGGGUUGAUUCCUGGCUCUCCACUGACAUACACUAUGGCCUUGGACAAGCCACUUCAUCUCCCAUAAACUUUGUUUCUUCUUCCACCCAUUGCCUCUCUAGUCUAUGAAUAUUAUAAGUUAUUUAGAUCAGGGCCCAUCUCUCAUAAUGGGUUUGUACAAUACUUAGCCUAGCCCAGUAGUAUUCUGGACUCUAUACAUACCAAAGAUACAAAUGGUGUCUCUAUAAAAGCGCAGGCAUAAAAGUUAAGACAAUUCUUUCUUGGACAAAACAAGAUCUUUGGAACUCUUCAGUGACUUCUUUCAAUUAUGGUUUUUUCUCAGCAAUUUGAAACAUUAAUUUAACUGCCUACUGGGGGCUUUUUUCCUUUGUACAUUUUAUAACCUCUACUUCGGCACAGUGAGUUCUGAGAUCAACCUCUUUGAACAAGGAACACAUCUACGACUGUGCCAGGGAAAGAACAAACUUUCAAGUUGCACAGAGCUUUGAAUGCACAUCUGGGAUAAUUUAUAACUACUUGUAAAAAAUAUAUCAAUAUUUCCACAAGCAGAGGGGAAAGGACAAGUAGCAGGCCAGGACAAGGAUUAGUUCUGUCAUAUGUACAUUUGAGGUGAAAGAAGCUUACCGUUGGUCCUAGCCCUGACAACAUUCUUCAGUAAACUGUUCACAGCCCUAAAAGGCACAGGGCUAAUGCACUCUGAAAAGCUGUAGCUUAUAUUUCAGCCUCUGAAUGCGGAUACUAUCACAUCAACAUAUGUGGAAAAUUAUUUCCAGCUCUGGAUGCCUCCUGUAAUUUUCAGUACAAAUGGGGCUCCAGUGUUUCAGCAUAUAUGGCUUUGCACUGCAAUUUGGAGAAGUCACUUAAAUGUAACACUUCUUUAUGGGUUCCUUUUUGUGACCUAUUCUUCAUAUGACACGCUGCAGGAAGAACAGAACCCGGUGAAUGUGGGUAGGAUAGAGACAUAAUGGGAUAUACUAGCUAGUGAUGCAUAGAGGGAGAAGCUUGCUGAUUCACAUUUAUCUAAUCCAGGUGGAAAAACAAUCAACUAAAAAUAUUUUGGAACUGAUUCUGGCGCAUAUAUUUUGGUUUUGCAGCAGUAUAAUUUUUUAUAUCAUGAGAAUGUCUUCAAAUUGGCUUCAGUUUUCAUACAAUCAGAAUCAGGCUCCCUAGCUUUCUUUUUUUAAAGCACAACGACCUCUAGAUGGCACUAUAUUACUGUGGAUGCAGACACUAUUGUAUUCCCCCAAUCAAGGGAAAUCUGCCCCGGCUAUUUUUAGUGACUUCUCUGCUGGAAGCCAGCUGCCAAAAGUAUGUUUCUGCUUUAAAUUGUUUAUAACAGAUCCUUAGCUUUUUAUUAAAGACAGCAUAUUCUUUUGUGUGGGAAGAUGUUUAAUGUAGCAUGGUACAACAUCUCUUCAAGUGACUGUCUUCCGAAAUUUUAUUAUGGCAAGUGCCAGAAGUUGAUUGUGUGCACAUCACUUGUUUUUUUUAAUGUUCUCUUUCUUUUAAUUAAUUUUUACUCUGUAAGAACACAGAGUCCCAGAACAGUGGAAAAAGUGAUGCAUCAAGGUAGUACCAUCUUUUCAUGCAUCCUAUGUGCAAACAAUUAAAAAAUGCAAGGGAAGGAAGCAGAUGCAAGAAUGAUGAGUCCUGUACAAAAAUAUUGCAUGAAAAUUCAUGACUUCUGCAAACACACUGAAGGGAACAUUAAUAGAAUAAUAAAAGUAUAUUUACUAGUAGUGAAUAUACCUGUGGCACUGCCAUGGCAUAGAAUUUGUUUGCUAAUCAGCACAGUCACAAACCAGGAAUCAUAUACUGUCUUCAGUAUAAAUCAUAUUGAUGUCAAUGGCACUUGUCCAUGUCUGGCUGUGAGCAGUAUUCCCUCCGGCUUUCUAUAGACUAUAAUGGCCUUCAUUGUGAAUAAUCCUAUUGAAGUUAGUGGAGCCACCUGUGGAGUAAGAAGAGGCUGUCUGAAAGUGCUCUGCAGCAUUACUUCAUAUUAAGGGUAUGUUGAAAACCAUAUACGUUGAGCAAAUGCUAGAAGAUAUUUUAAUAAAUUGGUGGAGUCAAACAGGUCAACGGAUAGUUCAUAUCCACAGAUGGUAUUUUCCACUGAUACAUUUAUACAACCAUGGACGCAAUGCUUGCAACUGUAACGUGCUUGUAAAAGUGUUGACCCUUUUAAAUACCUGCACUUGCACUAGCAUUAAAGGAAAGUGACCUGUAUCACAAUCUUGCUCUAUGCUAGUCUGAAUUUAACGUUAAGCCUUAGAUCACAGGGAAGUUAUGAAACUGAUGAAAAUCCUGCUUUCUAAAAACCAGAAAUUACUGAAGGGCCCCCCUCCUGUUUUCCUUUUCACCAGUGGUGUCCUGUGGCUUAUCAUCUAACAAGCAGGUGGAUCAAAGAUACCUAGUGAGAAACAACAUAUAACUGGUUGUAGUAAAGGGUGAGAAAAUAAAAGUUGAAUGCUCUCUUUUA
Messenger RNA from Alligator mississippiensis (American alligator), 4825 nucleotides. It is a transcript of the gene UBE2U, whose product is annotated as ubiquitin conjugating enzyme E2 U. Bases 361 to 1368 code for a protein of 335 amino acids. The record is from RefSeq and is a predicted model, not a curated record. The transcript has 11 exons. NCBI's taxonomy places the organism in Eukaryota, Metazoa, Chordata, Crocodylia, Alligatoridae.